Messenger RNA from Calliphora vicina (urban bluebottle blowfly), 1158 nucleotides. It is a transcript of the gene Bub3, whose product is annotated as mitotic checkpoint protein Bub3. Gene Ontology annotation, cellular component: mitotic checkpoint complex; bub1-bub3 complex; kinetochore. The coding region runs from base 94 to 1083 and encodes 329 amino acids. The record is from RefSeq and is a predicted model, not a curated record. Gene Ontology annotation, molecular function: ubiquitin binding. Gene Ontology annotation, biological process: mitotic spindle assembly checkpoint signaling. Lineage: Eukaryota; Metazoa; Arthropoda; Insecta; Diptera; Calliphoridae. The transcript is spliced from 2 exons.
GAAACAAUAAAGAAAUCGGUGAAUGAGCAUAAUUGAAAAAAGCGCAAAUUAUUUUAAAAGCAGCCGAAAAAAACAAAGAAAAUUAAAAUCUAAAUGACGAAAAUGAGACCUACAGAGGUAAAACUUAACAAUGCUCCAGAAGAUUUAAUAUCCACAGUAAGAUUUGGACCAAAAUCCAAUCAAUAUCUUAUUGCAUCAUCCUGGGAUGGUACCGUGCGUUUCUAUGAUGUAGUAAACAAUGCGGUUAGACAGAAAUUUGUGCAGGGAGCGCCGGUAUUGGAUGUAACAUUUAUGGAUGUUGUGCAUGUGGUUAGUGGCUCGCUGGACAAUCAUUUGCGUUUAUAUGACGUUAAUACCCAUACCGAAAAUAUUGUAGGGUCACAUGAUGAAGCCAUACGUUGUGUGGAAUAUGCUGAAUCGGUGAAUGGUAUUUUAACUGGUAGUUGGGACAAAACUAUAAAACUAUGGGAUAUGCGCGAAAAACGCUGUGUCGGCACUUAUGAACAGGGCAAUGGAAAAGUCUAUUCCAUGUCGGUGAAUGAUGAAAAAAUAGUGGUGGCUACCUCAGAUCGCAAGGUUUUGAUAUGGGAUUUGCGUAAAAUGGAAGAAUACAUGAUGAAAAGAGAAUCAUCAUUGAAAUACCAAACACGUUGCAUACGUCUAUUCCCCAACAAAGAAGGCUAUGUGAUGUCCUCAAUUGAGGGACGUGUAGCCGUUGAAUAUUUAGAUCCCGAUCCAGAGGUUCAAAAGCGUAAAUUUGCCUUUAAGUGUCACCGCAAUAAGCAGGAUACCAUCGAACAUAUUUAUCCCGUAAAUGCGAUUAGUUUUCAUAAUGUUUACAAUACCUUUGCGACCGGCGGCUCUGAUGGUUAUGUCAAUAUCUGGGAUGGUUUUAACAAAAAACGUCUAUGUCAAUUUCAUGAGUAUGAUACAUCGAUUUCAUCGCUUAACUUCAGUCAUGACGGUAGUACAUUGGCUAUUGCUUGUUCAUAUAUGGAUGAAUUGGACGUGCCACCAGCUAGUGUACCCAAUCCAGUGAUUUAUGUGCGUUAUGUUACUGACCAGGAAACGAAACAAAAAUAAGCAAUGUGUUUUUACUAUGUUAUACCGCUAAGAAAUUUUUUAUUAAGAUAAAUAAAAUUUAACGAAAAAAUAAAA